Molecule: messenger RNA, 2473 nt
Organism: Leptopilina boulardi
Lineage: Eukaryota; Metazoa; Arthropoda; Insecta; Hymenoptera; Figitidae
Product: centromere protein I-like
Exons: 13
Coding region: 127-2145 (672 amino acids)
Cellular component (GO): kinetochore
Source: RefSeq, a predicted model, not a curated record
AAUUCAUACACAAUGGACGGAGAUUUAAAUCCCUUUUGACAUAUAACCGUUACAUUUUAAUUUUCCAAACAAAUGAAAUGUUUUUCUGUUUUUUAUUAUUGAAAGAGAAAAACAAAAUUGCAAACAAUGACAACUGAUAAUAAUAGAGUGUCUUAUGUACGUUAUUUAAAAAAAGUCAAAGAAAGAGGUCAAGUUCUACCUGGAUUUGAUGAAAUUGUCACAAUUCUAAUUGAUGAAGCGAAAUCAAAUGGAUUAGAAAAUGAAGAUAUUAUUUUAAUAGCAGAUGUAUUAAAAGAAGUUCAUUUCAGUGUUGCAAAAAGUUGUUCAUUAAUAAAAUGUAUGAUUCCAAAAUACAAAAUUUCAAAUACUUUAUUGAAAGAUAUGAUUCUUUGGUAUAUAAAAUUAUUAGAAAAUGGACAAGUUAGCCUUUCAAUUCUGAUGUUACAAUGGAUAAUUGGAGUUUUGGAAUAUGACUUAGCGGACAGAACAACAGUGAAUAUAUUUUAUGAAGUAUUCUUUUUUCAACUUCUACAAAAAGAAAGAUUGGAAGUUUAUCUGGCUCAAAUUAUUUAUGAAUUAACAGAACCUGAGGAUGUUACACGCUCACAAGUUAUAAAACUUCUCAAUCAACAGAAGAAUUAUAAAAAAUCACAGAAGCAUCUAACUGCUUUACUUUCAUUAUUUAAAUCCUAUAAACCGGAAUUUGUACCUGAGAAAAUACCAGCAAUUGGUAUUGGAAAUGUAUGGAAACCAUUGCCGAAUGAAUUUCUUCAGGGUUUUGGAGAUGCAAAAUCAAGAGCUGCUCUUCAGGAAAAUUUUCAAAAGACAAGUGGAAAUUUUAAAUGGUGCACUACUUCAGUCUCUGGUAGGGGAAAAAAGAAUGAAUCCAUAUUACCAUCCGUCGAGUAUUUUAACAUUGGAUCAAGUGUAUUUAAAGAAAAAAAUAAAACAUCAAUAUUUGAUGUUUGCAAUGUUGAAGCUUUGGGAAAAUAUCAUGUGAACGUGGAAUUGCCUUCUAAUGCAACAUCAUUAUUAACAAAUACAGCUGGAUAUCAUCUUCUUAUGUUUGCUGAUUUUUCAUAUCAAACUCGAUUUUGCUACAAUUUGUACAUUACACUAAGAACGGCUUUUCUUCUUGAGCCUAAUAAAUAUCCAAACGAAGAAUUAGCACGAUUACUUGAUAUGACUUAUGAAUUUUUACGAUAUUUACAACAUGGAAUUCCAGUUGUAACACGUUUUUUAGAUGAUUAUUUUUCAUUUCGAAUGAUAACAAUACAUCAAAGUAAACUUAUUGAACUCACACAAUGGAUUCCUUUAUCAUUUACUGUUUUCGAAUUAGAAGAAUAUGUUUUAAAACAUUUGCGAUUAAUGUUUUUUGAAUCAUCGGUGAAAGAGAAAUGCGAAAUUAUUCGAACUUUACGUCUAAUGUUAUUAAAUUUAUGUGCUAAUUAUCACAUUAGGAAUAGUUCAGAAAAUUCAGAAUCGCCUUUUCUGCAUCAGAAGUGUAAAAUAAAUUUAGAAGAAAUAGUCCCUGCAAUUACAAAAUUUGCACAAUCUCUUAUAGCAUCAGGAUUCAAUAAUCAUUCGGAUUCACUUAUUUUUAUGUCUGAAGCGUUACAUUUUUACGAACAGAUUUCUAUAACUGAAUAUCAAUUUUCAAUGAACACAUGGACAAUUGCUCCAACAGUUAUAAUUCACGGUGGUUUUUUAUCUAAAAGUUGUUUAAUUCUAUCCAGAAUAUGUUCUCUUUUACUGAAUUAUCGUAAAGGAAGUGAAAAGAUUUUAAAAAGGAAAUUAAUGAAAAAAUUUCAUAAUGAACUUAAUGAAAUUGAACUUUAUGCUUAUGAUCUGAGAAAUAUUUUAUGGGAAGGAAAGUCUUUCAGUAACAGAAAACAAGGAGGAAAAUUUUUAAUGAGACUUUCUGAUAAAUCAAUUGAAGAAUUAUCCAUAAAUAUGCUGGAUAAAAUGUUGUGUCUCAAUUAUCAUUAUGCAAUAUUACCAUAUAAAGUUAUUUUAAAUAUGAGUGGCUUAAACAUCCAAUCGAGAGAAGAUUUAUUCAAAGUUGCCGUUCAAUUUUUCCCUGCGGUAAGUGAAUUUUUACGAAUAGCUGCGGGACUUGAGAUUGAAGAAACAGAAGAGGUUUAGUACUAUUUUUUUGAGUUAUUUUUCUUAAAACUGAAGAUAAAAUACAGAACAAAAUUCUCAGUAUUAUCUAUAAAUUGUUUAAUAUUUUUUUUUAAAUUUAUUUUCUUAACAUAGAACCGUUACAUUCACAUAAACUAAACAUGUUUUAUUUUUCAUAUACUACUUUUCCAUCGCUUUCUCUACACAAUUCACUUCUACAUAUUGUAACUAAUUUUUUUUUUUAAUUUUCUUAUUUUUUCCUACAAAUUUUGAAAUGAUUUCGUUUAUAAGUUGUACUUAACAACGUUUAGUAUUAUAAAUACUUAAAUUAAAUAAAUAUUUGAGUUUA